AUGUCUGACCACGGGGAAGUCGAGGUCGAGAACCCUACUGCGGCCUACACCAUGCUGCCCAAGGAUGCUCUUGCGGAGAUGGGCUCUGUCAAGCUCUUCAACAAGUGGAGCUACGAGGAUGUUGAGAUCAGGGAUAUCUCCUUGACCGACUACGUCCAGAUCCGUUCUCCCGUCUACCUCCCUCACACCGCUGGCCGCUACGCUGCCAAGCGUUUCCGCAAGGCUCAGUGCCCCAUCAUUGAGCGUCUCACCAACUCGCUCAUGAUGAACGGCCGCAACAACGGCAAGAAGCUCAUGGCCGUCCGCAUUGUUGCCCAUGCUUUCGAGAUCAUCCACAUCAUGACCGACCAGAACCCCCUCCAGGUCGCCGUCGACGCCAUCGUCAACUGCGGUCCCCGUGAAGACUCCACCCGUAUCGGUUCCGCUGGUACCGUCCGUCGCCAGGCCGUUGAUGUCUCCCCUCUCCGCCGUGUCAACCAGUCCAUUGCUCUCUUGACCAUCGGUGCCCGUGAGGCUUCUUUCCGUAACAUCAAGAGCAUUGCUGAGUGCUUGGCUGAAGAACUUAUCAACGCCGCCAAGGGUAGCUCCAACUCCUACGCCAUCAAGAAGAAGGACGAGCUCGAGCGUGUUGCCAAGAGCAACCGGUAA
Aspergillus chevalieri is the source of this 648-nucleotide messenger RNA. RefSeq names its product 40S ribosomal protein uS7 (gene RPS5). The coding region runs from base 1 to 648 and encodes 215 amino acids. The transcript has 3 exons. Lineage: Eukaryota; Fungi; Ascomycota; Eurotiomycetes; Eurotiales; Aspergillaceae. Gene Ontology annotation, molecular function: mRNA binding; structural constituent of ribosome; rRNA binding. The record is from RefSeq and is a predicted model, not a curated record. Gene Ontology annotation, biological process: translation; ribosomal small subunit assembly. Gene Ontology annotation, cellular component: ribosome; cytosolic small ribosomal subunit.